Camelus dromedarius (Arabian camel) is the source of this 944-nucleotide messenger RNA. It is a transcript of the gene CLEC1B, whose product is annotated as C-type lectin domain family 1 member B. The transcript is spliced from 6 exons. NCBI's taxonomy places the organism in Eukaryota, Metazoa, Chordata, Mammalia, Artiodactyla, Camelidae. Gene Ontology annotation, molecular function: transmembrane signaling receptor activity. Gene Ontology annotation, biological process: platelet formation; signal transduction. The record is from RefSeq and is a predicted model, not a curated record. Gene Ontology annotation, cellular component: plasma membrane. The coding region runs from base 107 to 787 and encodes 226 amino acids.
CAGCAAGAGGAGGGUUGCAGACUGGUAGAUGUCGGAACCCUAAGAGCAGACACUACAUUUUGCAAAGUUAUUGACCCCUGAGCUCACUUGGAGUCCAAGGGAAGCCAUGCAGGAUGAAGAGGGAUAUGUCAUCUUAAAUGUUAAAAGUCAAAAACCAGCUCUCACUUCAGUCGACCCGGCCGCCUCCUCUUCCUGGCGUGUGAUGGCUUUGAGUCUGCUGCUUUUCUGCCUGGGGAUGGUUGUUGGGCUGGUGGCUCUGGGAAUUAUGUCUGUCACGCAGCAAAACUACUUACAAGCCGAGAACGAAAAUCUCUCAGGAACUCUGCAACAACUAGCAAAGAAGUUCUGCCAAGAUUUAAUAAAACAAUCAGGACAAAAGCAGAGCCAUAAAUGCAGCCCAUGUGACACAAACUGGAGGUAUUACGGAGACAGUUGCUAUGGUUUCUUCAGGCACAACUUGACAUGGGCAGAGAGUAAGAACUACUGCGCUGACACGAACGCCACUCUCCUGAAGAUCGCCAGUCAGGACGUCCUGCAAUACAUCACUAGCAGGACUGUAUUGAUUCGUUGGGUUGGAUUGUCCCGCCAGAACUCCAGGGACGUCUGGAUGUGGGAAGAUGGCUCAGUUCCCUCCAAAAAUAUGUUUAAGCUUUCUGGAAGCGAAACGGGAAAUAUGACUUGUGCUUAUUUUCAUAAUGGGAAAAUUCACCCCACCUUCUGUGAGAACAAGCAUUAUUUUAUGUGUGAGAGGAAGGCAGGUAGGGCCAAGCUGGACCAACUACUCUAAUGCAAAGUGAUGGGCAAGAUGUCACAGGCAAGGGCUUGAUUGGACAAUAAAAGAUCUGGAAGAAGGAAUCACUAGCCACAAAAUUGCUUAUUUUUUCCCUUUAUUCCCCUUGGAGUCAUCUUUGCAUUAUCUUUCCGACCAGCACCUCUUACCCCCU